UUGAGAAACACUGAGUUAGAGAAACCUGUUUCUUCUUCCCUCCUUUUUAUAUUCUCUGUGUGUUCUAUAUUUAUGUGUGUUUCUGUAUGGUUAUCUUUCACCCGGUAAUUGAAAAGCAGCCCCAUGGCUGGAAGAUGGGGUGGGGGGAGCAAAACGGCUUUUCAAGCACCCAUCAGUUGCUCCCUCCCAGCCUUUUCCAUGGAACAGAACCGUGGGGACUGAGGGUUUCAUCUUCUUUUCUGCCUCCCUGCACCAGGUCUUCCCCAGCAUUUUCUGCUUCCCGGCUGGAGGGUUCUUGCAGAGACCAUUUUCAUUAACAGUUAUUAACUCAUUCACUUACGCCAAGUCCGGGGAGGCUGUCUGCAGCAUUAACGCCAGCAGAUCUUCGGCCUACUGGCACAAAGGCGGCCUACCAAGGGGAAGAGGGAGAAAGGCAGGGCUUAUGCAUUUGUGUUUUCUCACAUCUGCCUUUUCCUGCGCUGCUGAAUCAAAUUUCCUACUAACCUUUUAGGUAAAUAAUCCCGCUGCAACAUGAUUGAGCAAUAAGCUUUUUGUAGGGUUUUUUGGGGGGGGGCACUUCCUUUACCCUAAAACUCAUUUCAGAUUUUUAAAACUAAUGUUGGUAUGUGUACAAUGGGGUAUUUUUCCGUGGUAUGGACAUACGUGUUACUGCAGUGCUAAACAUCUCAUCCUGGAUUUGGGUGGGCCGGGGGAGGAAUAAUACCGUGAGUGUAGGGCUGCAGAGAUUUUUGGACUCAUGCUCAGACAAACAUUCCCUGAAUAACCAUGACCAACUGCUUUCUUUGGGUUCAAAUUCUACUCCACAGGGUUAUUGCAAGGAUAAAAAAGAAAGGAGAUGUUAGGAACAGACUCUGAGCGCCUUGGAGGGAAAGCACGGUCUGAAUUAUUAGUAGAACUGCACAGUGUGUCACGUGCAGGUGGAAAAAGUGUGCUUGGGCGGUGCAGCCAUUCCAUGAAACUUUUCAUGCCAAGGAUCCUGUGUAGAAGCUGUUGUGUGUGUGUGUGUAAAAGUCAAGGCCCGGUUGCUUUGUUUCUGGGGGUGCAAGAGUAGCUUGGAGUUCGGGUGAACGACUGUCCUUGAUGAAAGGUAGGCUGGAGCUGUUCUGCGUAGCCUGCUUGUGUAUGGAUGUGUCGCAGCGGUGUAAAGCUUCUGAGAAAGGAGCCCUCUCUGAAAUGUCUCUGUUCUCUUUCCAUGCCUGCCUGCCUGCCUGCCAGUGAAGCAGCAGCCCAGUAUAACCCAGAGCCUCCGCCACCUCGCAGCCACUUUUCCACCAUUGAAGCCAACGAGAGUGAGGAAGUGCGGCAGUUCCGAAGGCUCUUCACGCAGCUGGCCGGGGAUGACAUGGAAGUAAGUGCCACCGAGCUGAUGAACAUCCUGAACAAAGUGGUGACCAGACAUCCAGACUUGAAGACAGAUGGGUUUGGGAUUGACACCUGUCGUUCCAUGGUGGCUGUGAUGGAUAGCGACACCACUGGCAAGCUGGGGUUUGAGGAGUUUAAAUAUCUCUGGAACAACAUCAAGAAGUGGCAGUGCAUCUACAAGCAAUACGAUGCAGACCGAUCUGGCACCAUCGGAAGCGGAGAACUCCCAGGAGCUUUUGAGGCUGCAGGCUUUCAGCUCAACGAACAGUUGUACAGCAUGAUUGUCCGCAGGUAUUCUGACGAGAAUGGGAACAUGGAUUUUGACAACUUCAUCAGCUGCCUCGUGCGCCUGGAUGCCAUGUUCCGUGCCUUCAAAUCUUUGGACAGAGAUGGCAGCGGGCAAAUCCGUGUGACUCUGAAGGAGUGGCUGCAGCUCACCAUGUACUCCUAAGAGCCCCCAGCCCAUCAGCAAGACCACCCUUUCCGCUACAUCUCCGAGCCUGUUCUGGAAUGAUGCAGAGUUUGGCAUUACCCUUGAUUGGCAGACCUGCCUUCAGCCUGGGAAAGUUUAAGGAGUCCUCUUCUGCAGCUCUGCUUCCUCCCCUGAAGCCAGACAAAGAACCCUCCUGUUUUCACUCUUGUUUUGUGUUGCAAUUUUUAAUCACCCUUGUAAAGCCAACUGCUGAUCGUUUCCAUUAGCUCUUCGCUUGCUAAUGCUGCUGCCUCUUAGGGCACCGAGGGGUGUCGCUCGGAAGAAAUGCUUCUUUCCCUUUCCAAACCGGCUUAGUUUUUAAUGUUGCCAUGCAGAUUUGCUGGGUUUUUUUUUUUUUUUU
Messenger RNA from Python bivittatus (Burmese python), 2216 nucleotides. NCBI's taxonomy places the organism in Eukaryota, Metazoa, Chordata, Lepidosauria, Squamata, Pythonidae. The record is from RefSeq and is a predicted model, not a curated record.